UUGCUGCAGCGACGGUAGGCGGCUGGAGAUGGAGCGAGAGAGAGCGAGAAGGGGGGGAAGGGAGAGUCACCGUCACCAAUGAGAUGCUAAUUCAUGCAAAUGUAUGCUAAUUGAGGCAGCCGCUGGCCCCGCCCCCUCCCUCCUCAGCUCCUCCUCCCCCCCGCCCCCUCCACCUCCUCCUCUUGGACUUCUCUCCUGGCCUCUGAAACCCCUUGACCGCAUUGGUGACCAUCCCUCCCCGGGAGCCCACCAGCGGCGCCAUGAGUGGCGGCCGGGACCCAGACAGCUUCCCACUCCACCGCCUCGUCUGGCACAACCACUACCGGGAGCUGGAGACCGUGCUGCAGGCCGGGCAGCAUGACAUCAAUCUGGUUGAUCCCCGUGGCCGGACAGCCCUUCACCUCGCCAUAUCCCUCGGGCACUUAGAGUCCGCCAGGGUUCUGCUACGGCACAGGACUGACGUCAGUAAGGAGAAUGGCACUGGCUGGACAGCACUCCAGGAGGCAGUCAGCACCAGCGACCCCGAGCUGGUGCAACUGGUUCUUCAGUUCCGUGACUACCAGCGCGCCACAGAACGUCUCGCCGGCAUCCCUGAGCUCCUGAGCCAGCUCCGCAAGGCCUCUGAUUUUUACGUUGAGAUGAAAUGGGAGUUCACGAGUUGGGUUCCCCUGGUCUCCAAGAUUUGCCCAAGUGACGUUUACCGAGUGUGGAAAAGUGGAGCCAAUUUACGGGUCGACACAACAUUACUGGGUUUCGAGCACAUGACCUGGCAACGAGGGAGACGCUCCUACAUCUUCAAGGGUGAAGAGUUCCCUGACAGUAGUCUGUCUUGUUGA
Carcharodon carcharias (great white shark) is the source of this 836-nucleotide messenger RNA. RefSeq names its product ankyrin repeat domain-containing protein 13D-like. Gene Ontology annotation, cellular component: cytoplasm. Bases 261 to 836 code for a protein of 191 amino acids. Lineage: Eukaryota; Metazoa; Chordata; Chondrichthyes; Lamniformes; Lamnidae. The record is from RefSeq and is a predicted model, not a curated record. Gene Ontology annotation, molecular function: protein binding. The transcript is spliced from 6 exons.